Messenger RNA from Plasmopara halstedii, 363 nucleotides. RefSeq lists its product as uncharacterized. The record is from RefSeq and is a predicted model, not a curated record. NCBI's taxonomy places the organism in Eukaryota, Oomycota, Peronosporomycetes, Peronosporales, Peronosporaceae. The coding region runs from base 1 to 363 and encodes 120 amino acids. The transcript has 2 exons.
AUGUUUGAAAAGGAUUUCAUACACGGGGUGCGACUUGGCUGUCAGGGUUUUGAUGAGAGCGCGUGUGUUGAGUCUGGUCUCGGCGAGUCACUGAGACCUAUCUUUCUCCUCGACUUCCUCACCGAAUUUGGCCUCUCAGAAGUCACCCAGUUUCCACGGCUCGAUAAGUCACAAGUUUUAUCGAAUAAGUCGAGAAGAAAACCUUUGCUAGCUUUCACAAAUGCAUGUCUUUUGAUAAAACAAAGUGGUUUGAUACCAGUAAGGUUGGCGGACGGCAUUAUAAGUACGUCUUCUGUUAUAACGUUCAAACACGUACCACUGUUCUCCCUCGGACAUGAGCAAAUCUCAAAGGUACCACGAUGA